AGAUCUCUCAUGAAGAUGUUUCCACAAUCAGGGAAAUCGAUUGUCUUUGACACUUUUCCUGACCCAUCUGACACAUGGGACAUUGUGGAGACCAUUGGGAAGGGGACUUAUGGGAAGGUCUACAAAGUGGUCAACAAGGAGACCGGAAGCAAGGCAGCCGUAAAGAUUCUGGAUCCAGUCCACGACAUCGAUGAGGAAAUCGAGGCUGAAUACAGCAUACUCAGGGCUCUUUCGGACCACAACAAUGUAGUCAAGUUUUAUGGGAUGUUCUACAAGAAGGAUGUCAAACAUGGAGAUCAAUUAUGGCUGGUGUUGGAGCUCUGCAAUGGUGGAUCAGUGACUGAUCUAGCAAAAGGCAUGCUGAAGAGGGGAGACCGAAUGGAGGAGGCCAUAAUAGCGUACAUAUUACAUGAAGCACUCAUGGGGCUCCAGCAUUUACAUGCCAACAAGACCAUUCACCGUGACGUCAAGGGAAACAACAUCCUGCUGACCACUCAGGGAGGGAUUAAACUGGUCGACUUUGGUGUGUCCGCGCAACUCACCAGCUCGCGUCUGCGUCGGAACACGUCCGUGGGAACGCCUUUCUGGAUGGCCCCAGAGGUGAUCGCUUGUGAACAGCAGCUUGAUUCGACCUAUGACGCUCGCUGCGAUGUCUGGUCCCUUGGAAUCACCGCCAUUGAGCUGGGAGAUGGAGACCCGCCACUGGCUGACCUUCAUCCAAUGAGAGCGCUUUUCAAGAUCCCCAGAAAUCCUCCCCCAAAGCUGCACCAGCCGGAGCUGUGGUCGGAGGACUUUAACGAGUUCAUCUGCAAGUGCUUGAUAAAGGACUUUGAGCUGAGACCGAACGUGUUGGACCUCCUGCAGGAUGCCUUCAUCAGGCAGAUUGUGGGCAAAGAGCGAACCCUGCAGAAGCAGCUGAUGGAGCUCAUUGACCUCAACCAGCAAAUGGGAUCUAUUGAGAAAACAAGGCAUGAGCGUAUCCAUACUAAAAAGGGCAGCUACAUGAAGUCCGCAAGUGCCUCCCUCGAAGACGUGGAGGACCUGGCGACCCUGGAGGUGUUGGAUGAAAAUACAGUCACAGACCAUUUGCAGAAGCGUUACUCAAAGGAAAAGAUUUACACCUAUGUGGGAGACAUUCUUAUCGGUGUCAACCCCUUUCAUGGUGUGGACCUGUACAACCCAGAGUUCACACAGAUAUACAUAGGAGCAAAGCGGACAGCAAACCCGCCCCAUAUCUUUGCUGUUGCUGACAUAGCCUACCAGUCCAUGGUGUCCUACAAUGCAGAUCAGUGCAUUGUCAUCAGUGGAGAGAGUGGAGCUGGGAAGACGGAGAGUGCUCACCUUCUAGUCCAGCAGCUGACAGUUCUCGGAAAGGCGAACAAUCGGACGCUCCAGGAAAAGAUUCUCCUGGUGAAUAACCUGGUUGAGGCCUUUGGAAAUGCUUGCACUGUCAUCAAUGACAACUCCAGCAGGUUUGGGAAGUACCUGGAGAUGAAAUUCUCCUCCGGGGGGACAGUGGUGGGAGCCCAGAUUUCGGAAUACCUCCUUGAGAAAUCCAGGGUCAUCCACCAAGCCUUAGGGGAGAGGAACUUCCAUAUUUUCUACUAUAUUUAUGCUGGCUUGGCUGAGAGAAAUAAACUGGCUCAUUACAAGCUGUCUGGUAGCAAAACUCCGAGAUAUAUUCAGAAUGAACAGGUUAAACUGGUGCCUGACAUUGUGAGCAGUGCUUUCCAUAAGGAGCAGUUUGAGUCUGUGGAGCAGUGCUUCAAAGUGAUUGGCUUUUCACUGGAGGAGCUUGGCAGUGUUUACAGCAUACUGGCUGCGAUCUUGAAUGCCGGCGACAUCGAGUUCACCUCCGUGGCCUCCGAGCAUCAGACCGACAAAAGCAACAUCUCAAACAUCGGUGUGCUGGAGAACACGGCGUCGCUGUUGUGCAUCCGCUCUGACGAGCUGCAGGAGGCGCUGACGUCCCACUGCGUGGUGACGCGCGGAGAGACCAUCGUCAGACCCAACACGGUGGAGAAGGCCACGGAGGUGCGUGACGCCAUGGGGAAGGCCCUGUAUGGCCGCCUCUUCAGCUGGAUCGUCAACCGCAUCAACUCCCUGCUGAAGCCAGACAACCAGUCCAGCGAAGAGGACAAGAGCCUAAAUAUCGGAAUCCUCGACAUUUUUGGGUUUGAGAACUUCAAGAGGAAUUCCUUUGAGCAGCUGUGCAUCAACAUUGCCAAUGAACAGAUCCAGUUCUACUUCAACCAGCACAUAUUUGCCUGGGAGCAGGACGAGUACCUGAACGAGGACGUGGACGCGCGUGUGAUCGAGUACGAGGACAACCGUCCCCUGCUGGACAUGUUCCUACAGAAGCCCAUGGGCCUGCUGUCCCUGCUGGAUGAGGAGAGCCGCUUCCCCCAGGCCACUGACCAGACGCUCGUAGAAAAGUUUGAGGACAACCUCAAGUCAAAGAACUUUUGGAGGCCGAAAAGAGUUGACCUGGGCUUCGGGAUCCAUCACUACGCUGGAAAGGUCAUCUACAACACAAGUGGCUUCCUAGCAAAGAACAGGGACACCCUGCCUGCAGAUAUCGUCUUACUGCUGAGGUCCUCGGAAAACGACCUCAUCCGCAAGCUGGUCACUCACCCCCUGACUAAGACAGGAAACCUUGCUCACACCAAGGGUAAAGCGAUGGGUAGCACUCAUACGCAUACCCCCCAGCGCACUAUUAAGUUUGCCAAGGCUGACAGUGGAGAUUCCACCCACCAUCCCAGAGAGACCACCAACAUGAGAACACAAACGGUCGCAUCAUACUUCAGAUACUCCCUCAUGGACCUGAUGUCAAAGAUGGUGGCGGGGCAGCCCCAUUUUGUCCGCUGCAUCAAGCCCAACAACGACCGGCAGGCCAACAAGUUCGACAGGGAGAAGGUCCUGAUUCAGUUGCGCUACACGGGAAUCUUGGAGACGGCCAAGAUUCGGAGGCAGGGCUAUUCCCACCGUAUCCUCUUUGCGAACUUCAUAAAGAGGUACUCUAUCCUGGCCUUCCGAGUUAAUGAAGACCCACCAGCGAGUCCAGAGUCAUGUGCUGCCAUACUGGAGAAAGUCAAACUGGAGAACUGGGUCCUGGGGAAAACCAAAGUAUUCCUGAAGUACUACCACAUAGAGCAGCUGAACCUGAUGGUGAGGCGGACCACCGACGGGAUCGUACUACUGCAGGCCAGUGUGAGGGGCUGGCUGGGGGCUAAGAGGUACCGAAAGAUGAAGGAGAAGAGAGAGCAGAGUGCAGUCGUCCUGCAAUCCGCUUACCGGGGCCACAAAGUUCGCAGAGAGGUCAAUGGGGAUCGAAGCAAAGCCAAGACGGAGGCUUUCAUAGUCCAGUUUCAGGCUGUCUGCAGAGGUUACCUUGCAAGGAAAAAGUACAAGGAGUUGGUAGAUGAAAAGAAUAAAGCAGCUAUAAAGAUCCAGGCUCAUUACCGUGGACACAAAGAGAGGAAGAGCUUCAAAAAGAAAAAGGAAGCCAUGCAGAAAAACAACCAGGCAGAGGGGACUGUGGAGGAGGCACAAGAUGAGCCCCUGUCAGAGGCCGUAAGCGGGGCAGAAGGAGAACAGCUGAUGGAGGAGAACCAUGCGGAGGAGAAAAGCGCAGAAGACAAACCAGAGGGGCAGAAUGGAUCAGAGGAGGAUGAGGCAAAAGCAGCUGUAGUGCUCCAGAGCAAUUACAGGGGCUACAGGGAGAGGAAGAAAUUCAAAGAGCGCAACCAAGCCAAGGAGGGAGACAAAAUGGCCGCCGACCCGGAGGGUCCGGGGGACCAGGGUGAGGAAGCGGUGGAGCUAGCCGAAGAGGCAAUAGAGGAAGCAGCUGCCUCGAAGGACCCAGCCCCCACCCCGGAUCAGGAAGGGGGACCGGAAGCUGGAGAGGAAGUGGACCCCACCAAGGAGGCCAAAGCAGAGGAGAAAAGUACAGAAGACAAACCAGAGGGGCAGAAUGGAUCAGAGGAGGAUGAGGCAAAAGCAGCUGUAGUGCUCCAAAGCAACUUCCGGGGGCACAGGGAGCGGAAGAAGCUGGAGGAGGAGGGCAAGAUCCCCGCCAGGGGGCAGAAGACCAAGGAGAGCUCUCCUGGAACAGACGAGCCACCCCCGGAGGCUAAACCGGAGUCUGGUGAGGAACCCCCUGAAGAGCCUUCACAGGAGCCCCCAGAGGAGCGUGCUCAGUCCCCAGAGAAGGAAGAGGAGAAGGAGAAGGUUGAAAAGGGGAGCGCAGGGCCAGUGGAAGGAGAGGCUGAUGAGGCCAAAGCUGCCACAGUCCUACAGAGCAACUUCCGUGGUCACAAGGAGCGCAAACGGCUGCAGGAGGAGGGGAAACUUCCGAAGAAGAAGACGCAGGAAGGCGAAAAUAGCUCGCCGGACAAGGAGCCUGAGACAGGGGCUUUGGCCCCGGAGCCGGAGGCAGAGCCUGAAGUGGAACUCAUGACCAAAGAGCCAGACUCAGAGGUCCCUAGUGCAGGUGCAGAGGUGGAUGAGGAGAGAGUCAAGGAGGAAGCAGAGGCAGGGAAACUUUCAGAUGAGAACAAGGGCAAGGAGGAGGGGGUUGCAGAGCCUAACGACAUUCAGUUGGUGCAGGAAGAGCCUAGUAUGGACAACCAGCUUGAGGAGGAACAGGCUGCCGUGAAGAUUCAGAGCAACUACCGUGGCUACAAGGACAGGAAGAAUCUCAAGAUGUCAAAGGAGGAUUUGGAGGAGCUGGAAAACUUUUCCAAACAAGUAAGCAAAGCUUCAGAUCACUACAUGUCACUACAGAAGAAGCUGAAUGAGAUAAUCCUGGCUCAUCAGAUGAACCCCACCAGUAACGGCAUGUUCAUGAAAGGAAACCAAAUCAACGGAUAUAUGACAACCCAGCCACAAUCAGAUGAUCAGAAACAGACCAGGACGCCACGCAGAACACAGCAGCCAAAAACCCUCAAUACACCUGAAGACUCAACUUACUACAAUCUGAUUCAUAGAUCAGUCCAGGAUGAGAAAAGGAGGCCCAGGAAUAAAAGUCCAGGGAAACUCGAGGACAUGGAUGACCCAUACUACCAGGGCCUCACCACCAGCAAGUCCUCUGGGAGCAUCAACAGUGACAGGAGAGCCUCCACUACCAGGAGGGAGUCCAGCACCAAGAAGUCAUCCACUGAGAGGCCAGCCUCUGAGCCGGACUUGCCCAAACGUCCCGUAGACAAAAGGAACUCGUUACCCAGAAUGCCCUCGACUGAGAGCCAGGCUGAGGACAACCCUUAUGACUACAGAAAACUCCUCAGGAAGACAUCCCAGAGACGGAGGCUCGUAACGUAAAGGAACACAGUACUCAUCUGUCCGGAGGGGUUAAAGAUGCAAAAGCAAUAUUAGCCUGGUCUGGGGGUUGUGAGUCAUUGGCGUGUGUGUGUGAAGUCUCAAUGUUAGAUCCCCUCAGUUGCAGGUUUAGAUGAACAUGGAGAUUGCGGACAUGUGUUAGAGACUGAGAGGAGCAUAUGAGUGUAUGCCCUAGGGAUGCACUGAUUAAUCAGCCAAUGAUCAAUAUUGGUUGAUAAAACGAAAGAUUUGCCAACAGCAAAAAUAACCGAUGGUCAGCUAAAAUUAU
Messenger RNA from Conger conger (European conger), 5605 nucleotides. RefSeq names its product myosin IIIA (gene myo3a). Gene Ontology annotation, biological process: protein phosphorylation. The transcript is spliced from 34 exons. NCBI's taxonomy places the organism in Eukaryota, Metazoa, Chordata, Actinopteri, Anguilliformes, Congridae. Gene Ontology annotation, cellular component: myosin complex. Gene Ontology annotation, molecular function: protein kinase activity; ATP binding; protein binding. The coding region runs from base 10 to 5319 and encodes 1769 amino acids. The record is from RefSeq and is a predicted model, not a curated record.